Penicillium lagena is the source of this 1665-nucleotide messenger RNA. RefSeq lists its product as uncharacterized. The record is from RefSeq and is a predicted model, not a curated record. Bases 1 to 1665 code for a protein of 554 amino acids. The transcript is spliced from 4 exons. Lineage: Eukaryota; Fungi; Ascomycota; Eurotiomycetes; Eurotiales; Aspergillaceae.
AUGGGAUCUAAAACUGACAACUGGCAGGAUAUUGCCAAGCAAAAGCAGCAGGAUAUCAAGGCUGCUAUCCCAUCCAAAUGGGUCAUUCCAGACGAGAAGCUGCCUUCAGAAAGCCAAGCGGAUGUGUCCAAUUUUCUGUCUCAGUCUGGAUUUUUCACAAAUCGCGAGAUUGAAAUUGUCUCAACUGAUGCGCUGAAAACGCUGAGCUAUUUGUCUACAGGUUCCUGGAAAUCCGAGGACGUGACCUUAGCGUACUGUAAGGCCGCGGCUGCAGCGCACCAAUUGACCAACUGCUUGUCGGAAAUAUUUUUCGAUGAAGCCAUUGCUCGUGCAAAGGAAUGCGAUGAUUAUCUCCAGAAGCAUGGUCGUCCCAAGGGUCCAUUUCACGGAUUUCCAAUUUCCAUCAAAGAUAAUUUCAAUAUUAUUGGGAAGCCCUCUACAAUUGGUAUUGCAUUACUAGCAAACACUCCUGCAACAUACAAUAGCACCAUAGUGGACUUGAUCCUGCAAGCCGGUGCUGUCCUAUACGUGAAGACAAAUGUUCCUACUGCGGUGAUGCUUGGAGAAACGGUCAACAAUGUUACCGGUCGGACAUUGAAUCCCCUGAAUCGCAGUCUCACAUCAGGUGGAUCAUCAGGAGGUGAAUCGGCGCUGAUUGCAUUCGGCGGCAGCCGAAUUGGCGUUGGCUCAGACAUUGGUGAGAACACAAUAUUCACCGGAGAGGUUGAAUACGAUCUAACAUAUCAUGCAAUAGGCGGUUCUCUUCGUAUACCGGCAGCUUGUACCGGAAUAUUCACCAUCCGGCCAUCCGCUGGCCGAUUUCCUCAUUGCCGAGCCCGAUCCGGGUUAGCGGGCCAAGAGGCUGUGAUGAGUGUAAACGGUCCCCUAGCCAAAACUCUUGAGGAAAUAGUCUUCUACUCCAAAACCAUUAUCGACCAAAUGCCCUGGCUUCAUGAUCCAAAGUGCCUGCCAAUUCCAUGGCGAACUGUGGAGCCAAAAAGAAGACUAAAACUCGCUGUUAUGUGGAACGACGGCUUGGUUACGCCAACUCCACCAGUCGCUCGCGCUUUGAAAGAAACUGCCGAAAAGCUCAAAGCUGCGGGGCACGAGCUCAUUGAUUGGGAACCAACGGGGCACAAGGAAGCACGGGAUCUUCUACGUCGGAUGUUCGUUGCAGACGGAGCGAAGUCAAUUCGCAAGCUGCUCGAGCCUACUGGCGAGCCAUUCCGCCCAGAGAUGGGUUCGUAUGAGAAAUCACAGGAAAUGGGGGUUUAUGAAAUGUGGCAGCUUCAAGUGGACCGCAGCGAUCUCCAGAAGAAUUAUCUUGAUCACUGGAAUUCUGUUGGCGAGCUAGACGGUAUUCUGUGCCCAACAAGUCCCUACAGCUCCGUCGAGCACGGGAAAUUUGAGUACGGUGGAUAUACUGGCGCUUACAAUCUCCUUGAUUACUCUGCCGUCUCCUUCCCGUGCGGGAUCAAGGUCGACGAGAACGUCGAUGCUGCGUACAGCGGACAUAAUCCGCUCAGCGAAUUUGAUGUCCAGGUGCAGGGUAGCUAUAACGCCAGUUUAGUCCAUGGAAUGCCUGUGAGCCUGCAACUGGUUGCUCGACGCCUCGAAGAAGAGAAGGUUUUGGUGAUGACAGAGACUGUUUUGAAAUCUUUGUAG